Messenger RNA from Aspergillus pseudotamarii, 903 nucleotides. RefSeq lists its product as uncharacterized. The coding region runs from base 1 to 903 and encodes 300 amino acids. The transcript is spliced from 3 exons. The record is from RefSeq and is a predicted model, not a curated record. Lineage: Eukaryota; Fungi; Ascomycota; Eurotiomycetes; Eurotiales; Aspergillaceae.
AUGCAUAAGGAUCCCUACUUGAUGGUUCUAGCUAGACGCCAAUAUUCGUCCGCGCUAAACCUCCUCGCUAAAGCUAUCGGUGAGCCUAAAGACUCUGUUAAUGGGGCGCUAGUAGCUGCCAGCUUCAAUUUGUCUGUUUUCGAGCUGAUAGCUUGUGACGCUCCUUCAGCCGCCCACUUAUGGGUAAAGCACAUAAAGGGGACGCUCGUGCUCCUAAAUAUGCUAAAGCUCCAUCCAGACGGGCUGGUUAGCGAGCUGGAGGGUCUGGUACAGAUUGCGUAUACUGCAGCGCUGGCCUACCUUAUUAGUGAGCAGACAGUUCCGGAGUUUCUACUUGGAUUAAUGCAGUCCUGCAAGGCCAUCUCUAUGGGAACGACCCUUUUACCCAUGAUAGAACUGUUCGAUAUAAUGAGCAGCUUGAUUGACCUUUACAUAAGAGAAAAGCAUUGCGAUGUACAGGACCACGUCCAGCUUAUAUCUACAGCUAUUCAUUUUGAUCAAAGUCUACUUGCGUGGGCCAACAACCUCUCUCCAACUUUCACCUUUGAUGCUAUUGUUGGAGGCUCUUCUCACUCUCGCGAACAUGGCUGGCUUGUGAAAGCCUGGAACUAUUAUUGGCUAUGUCGGGUACUUGCCAAUAUGGUAGUGAUUGAUAGCCUUGACGCCCUCUCCCCGUCUAUUCAAUUAACUCAUAUGACAUUGAUCACCGAGUCGAAGGCACAGUACAGCAAAUCAUUAUCUAUACUCAGACAAGCGCCACGAGAAAUACAUGCCAGCAUUCCGCUUAUGUUAAGACGUAUGGGUCGGUCCUCUCUCGCUUUGUCUUCUGAUACAUCGUUUUUGAUCACUAUUUUACAAUCUCUGUCCAUUCUGACAAGCCAACGUGUUGUGAUCAAUGGUUAA